AUGAAACGUGCAGCCGCAGAAGAUGUUAAUGUUACUUUUGAAGAUCAACAGAAAAUUAACAAAUUUGCAAGAAAUACUAGCAGGAUCACAGAGCUGAAAGAAGAAAUAGAAGUGAAAAAGAAACAACUUCAGAAUUUGGAAGAUGCUUGUGAUGACCUCAUGAUGCUUGAUGAUGGUGAUUCACUUCUGAUACCCUACCAAAUUGGAGAUGUCUUCAUUAGUCAUUCCCAAGAAGAAACACAAGAGAUGCUGGAGGAGGCAAAGAAAAGUUUACAAGAAGAAAUUGAAGCAUUAGAAACCCGAGUGGAAUCAAUUCAGAGGGUGUUAUCCGACCUGAAAGUUCAGCUCUAUGCAAAGUUCGGAAAUAACAUAAAUCUUGAGGCUGAGGACAGUUAAAGGUGUUCUAAAUAUACGAUACAAAUUUUCCUUGUUUUAGUAAAUGUUUUGAUAACAUGUUCCAAUUACAUUUAAAAAAAUUCCGCCACUCUUUUUGUUACUUUCCUGUCUUGGGUUCCACCUAUUUAAUGAAAGCUUUCUUAUUUUGGUUAUUGCAGUUAUUUAUUUGUUCAGGAAAACAUUAGCUUCAUACUGUUGGUAAAGCAUCAAGAUUGGAAUAUUUGCAUUGCUUAUUAAAGUAAUAAAGUCAGGCACAUAUUGUAGUUUCCUUGGUCUUAUUUUCCACUCAUGGAAAAAGCUU
Molecule: messenger RNA, 697 nt
Organism: Eurypyga helias (sunbittern)
Lineage: Eukaryota; Metazoa; Chordata; Aves; Eurypygiformes; Eurypygidae
Gene: PFDN4
Product: prefoldin subunit 4
Exons: 4
Coding region: 1-396 (131 amino acids)
Biological process (GO): protein folding
Cellular component (GO): cytoplasm; prefoldin complex
Source: RefSeq, a predicted model, not a curated record